GAUGGAAAUAGUCUGGGAGGUGCUUUUUCUUCUUCAAGCCAAUUUCAUCGUCUGCAUAUCAGCUCAACAGAAUUCACCAAAAAUCCAUGAAGGCUGGUGGGCAUACAAGGAGGUGGUCCAGGGAAGCUUUGUCCCAGUUCCUUCUUUCUGGGGAUUGGUGAACUCAGCUUGGAAUCUUUGCUCUGUGGGGAAACGGCAGUCGCCAAUCAAUAUAGAGACUAGUCACAUGAUCUUUGACCCCUUUCUGACGCCCCUUCGCAUCAACACUGGGGGCAGGAAGGUCAGUGGGACCAUGUACAACACUGGAAGACAUGUGUCCCUGCGCCUGGACAAGGAGCACUUGGUCAACGUAUCAGGAGGGCCUAUGACAUACAGCCACCGGCUGGAGGAGGUCCGGCUACACUUUGGGAGUGAGGAUAGCCAAGGGUCAGAGCACCUCCUCAACGGACAAGCCUUCUCUGGGGAGGUGCAGCUCAUCCACUAUAACCACGAGUUAUAUACCAAUGUCACAGAAGCUGCAAAGAGCCCAAAUGGAUUGGUGGUAGUUUCUAUAUUUAUAAAAGUUUCUGAUUCAUCAAACCCAUUUCUUAAUCGAAUGCUCAACAGAGACACUAUCACAAGGAUAACAUAUAAAAAUGAUGCAUAUUUACUACAGGGACUUAAUAUAGAGGAACUAUAUCCAGAGACCUCUAGUUUCAUUACUUAUGAUGGGUCAAUGACUAUCCCACCCUGCUAUGAGACGGCAAGUUGGAUAAUAAUGAACAAACCUGUCUAUAUAACCAGGAUGCAGAUGCAUUCCUUACGCCUGCUCAGCCAGAAUCAACCAUCUCAGAUCUUUCUGAGCAUGAGUGACAACUUCAGGCCUGUCCAGCCACUCAACAACCGCUGCAUCCGCACCAACAUCAACUUCAGUUUACAGGGGAAGGACUGUCCAAACAACCGGGCCCAGAAGCUUCAGUAUAGAGUAAAUGAAUGGCUCCUCAAAUAG
Molecule: messenger RNA, 988 nt
Organism: Mesoplodon densirostris (Blainville's beaked whale)
Lineage: Eukaryota; Metazoa; Chordata; Mammalia; Artiodactyla; Ziphiidae
Gene: CA10
Product: carbonic anhydrase 10
Exons: 9
Coding region: 2-988 (328 amino acids)
Molecular function (GO): zinc ion binding; carbonate dehydratase activity
Source: RefSeq, a predicted model, not a curated record